Messenger RNA from Cryphonectria parasitica EP155, 324 nucleotides. RefSeq lists its product as uncharacterized. The transcript has 2 exons. Bases 1 to 324 code for a protein of 107 amino acids. Gene Ontology annotation, molecular function: RNA binding. Gene Ontology annotation, cellular component: precatalytic spliceosome; catalytic step 2 spliceosome; U6 snRNP. Gene Ontology annotation, biological process: mRNA splicing, via spliceosome; P-body assembly. The record is from RefSeq and is a predicted model, not a curated record. NCBI's taxonomy places the organism in Eukaryota, Fungi, Ascomycota, Sordariomycetes, Diaporthales, Cryphonectriaceae.
AUGGCUGACGCUGGGGAUGAACCUACCACCGCCUCCGAGCCUCUGGACCUCGUGCGUCUGCUGCUCGAUGAGGUCGUCUUCGUCAAGCUCAGAGGCGACCGCGAGCUCAAGGGGAGACUUCAUGCCUAUGACAGCCAUUGCAACUUGGUAAUGGGCGAGGUGGAGGAGACUGUCUACGUGGUGGAUGACGAUGCAGGCGAUGACGACGACGUCAAGACCGUCAGCAAGAGGUCCGAGAUGCUCUUCGUCCGAGGUCAGUCGAUAACCACUUCCCUGGAUGGAGCCCCUACUGACGCCUUCGAACAGGCGAUAGUGUCGUGCUGA